Tricharina praecox is the source of this 1292-nucleotide messenger RNA. RefSeq names its product glutathione S-transferase II. Lineage: Eukaryota; Fungi; Ascomycota; Pezizomycetes; Pezizales; Pyronemataceae. The record is from RefSeq and is a predicted model, not a curated record. The transcript is spliced from 3 exons. The coding region runs from base 431 to 1153 and encodes 240 amino acids.
CCAGCUAUCCGCCGUCCGUAGCAACGUUCGUCCGUUGGUUGGAAAUCAGAUAUUUCCAUAACAGGUAUGUGGAGUAUGUGGAGUAUGUAGAGUACAUACAUGAGAUCGUCCACGCUGGGGGUUGUUCACUCCUACUUUGGGACAUUGGGACAUUUCGGAUUAUCAAGCAAUCCGUCGAGCACGCCAACGAUCCGUCCAGCGCGCAAGCACGCACGCCAAUGACGUGCCCAGUAGUGCCCAUCCCGCCCCGCCCCCGCCCUGCUUGAGCUCGGGGCGGGAUGAGGCGGGAUGGGAUGGGAACGGCUAUAUAUCCCCACCAUCGCCCCCCGCAUCCCACAGAACUCAAUGCCCAUACUCCGCGCACCUCCGCCCUUUCAUCACCAGCACCCAAACCCGCACCCCCACCCCCUUCCCCUCCACCACCGCCGCCAUGUCCACCCCCGACAUCACGCUGUACACAGCGCAAACGCCUAACGGCAUCAAGGUCUCAAUCCUGUUGGAGGAGCUCGGGCUGCCGUACAAGACAGUCGCCAUCGACAUGUCGGCGAACACGCAGAAGGAGCCGUGGUUCCUAGCGAUCAACCCUAACGGGCGGAUCCCGGCGAUCACCGACGGCGCGCGCAACGUCUUCGAGAGCGGCGCUAUACUGCAGUAUCUCGUUGAUACGUAUGAUACCGAGAGGAGGAUUAGCUAUCCGCAUGGGACGGAUGAGUAUUGGGAGGUUGUGCAGUGGUUGUUUUUCCAGAACGCCGGCGUCGGCCCGAUGCAGGGCCAGGCAAACCACUUCUUCCGGUACGCGCCGGAAAAGAUCCCGUACGGGAUUGCACGUUACCAGGCGGAGACGCGGCGGCUGUACAGCGUCCUCGAGACGCGGCUCGCAGCCAGCAAGUCCGGGUUUCUCGUUGGCGACCGGCUCACUAUUGCCGAUAUCACUACGUAUGGGUGGGUUCGCAGCGCGGGGUGGGCGGGUGUGGAGAUUGAGGAUUUCCCGAGUCUGAAGAGGUGGGAGGAGACGCUGGAGAAGAGGGAGGCGUUUAGGAAGGGCGGUGAUGUCCCUGUGCCGAGUAAGAUCAAGGAGUUGAUUAAGGAUAAGGCUAGGGCGGAGGAGGAGGAGAAGAAGGCGAGGGGCUGGAUUGUGCCGGAGCAGAAGUAGGGGGGGUUAUGUGUACUCGUGUUGAAUAGUAGCAUGAGGCAAUGAAUACGGGCCUCAGGUCGUCAAGAACGGAAGAAGGAUGGGAAAUAGGAACAGUGCAGAAUCACACAUCACACUCGGUGUGCCAUAUAACUAUUCG